AAAAUCAUCUCCACUUAAAGGGACGAUGGGUUGGAUACGGGCGCUUUUUCUGUCGAUUUUUAUCCUGCAUGUGUACCAGUCACUGGAAGUGAAUGGAAGAUCAAUUCCCCGUCCAGUGUGCCGCGCCCGGGUCGACUUGGCUUUCAUCAUCGAUGGUUCAGGAAGUAUCGAGGCUUAUGGCAGAGGAAACUUCCGACGAUGCCUCAACUUUGUCAAAGCGAUUGUCAGCCGCUUUAACUUCAGAGGCGGGCAAACCCGAGUAGGAGUCGUACUGUACUCGUCUAAGCCUCGGCUGAUCUUCGACUUCAGACGUUAUCGUUCUAAACGGCAGAUCAUAAAUCCAAUCAUUCGCAUACGAUACCCUAGGGGUGGUACAAUGACCGGAUAUGCCAUGCGAAAAACCGUUGCUAUAGUAAUGACUGAUGGAAGAUCAUCUGACAAUGUGGUGCCUCCUGCCAAUUUGUUCCGACGAUCAAACAUCAAAUGUUAUGCGGUUGGAAUCGGUCGGAGAUACAACAGAGGACAGCUCUUACAAAUAGCGGCAGGACGUCGAAGUCACGUGAUAACAGCCGGGUUUAGACAGUUGGGCUCUAUAGUGGGAACAAUACAACGACGAGCAUGUAGAGGUACACGCCCUGUUGGAGGGGCGUGCCGUGCUCGGGUCGACUUGGCCUUCAUCAUCGAUGGUUCAGGAAGUAUCGAGGCUUAUGGUAGAGGAAACUUCCGACGAUGCCUCAACUUUGUCAAAGCGAUUGUCAGCCGCUUUAACUUCAGAGGCGGGCAAACCCGCGUAGGAGUCGUACUGUACUCGUCCAGACCUCGGCUGAUCUUCGGCUUUAGACGUUAUCGUUCUAAAGGGCAGACCUUAAAUGCCAUCAAUCGGAUACGAUACCCAAGGGGUGGUACUAAGACCGGAUAUGCCAUGCGGUACUGUUAUAGCCGGGUGUUCCGAUAUGCACGGGGAGGAGUUCGUAAGGUUGCUAUAGUAAUGACUGAUGGAAGAUCAUUUGACAAUGUGGUGUCUCCAGCCAAUUUGUUCCGACGAAAAAAAAUCAAAUGUUAUGCGGUUGGAAUCGGUCGGAGAUACAACAGAGGACAGCUCUUACAAAUAGCGGCAGGACGUCGAAGUCACGUGAUAACAGCCGGGUUUAGACAGUUGGGCUCUAUAGUGGGAACAAUACAACGACGAGCAUGNCUUAAAAGGAGGAGUUUGCAACCUUCCAAAAGUCACUGGCCCUUGCCGAGCUGCAAUGCGAAGAUGGUACUAUAA
Molecule: messenger RNA, 1270 nt
Organism: Stylophora pistillata
Lineage: Eukaryota; Metazoa; Cnidaria; Anthozoa; Scleractinia; Pocilloporidae
Molecular function (GO): serine-type endopeptidase inhibitor activity
Source: RefSeq, a predicted model, not a curated record